AGAGCCAAACCAACCUGCAGCCCUGCUGAUCUCGGUGCACCUGUUUUCCACAGCACCCAUGGCGCAGGUGCUGGGCAUCUCCUUCACAGCCACUGAGCUGUUGCUGGUGACCGCCAUCUUCGGCCUGGUCUUCUGGGCCAUCAGAACCUCCACAUCUCGGGUACCCAAAGGCCUGAAGAGUCCACCAGGGCCCUGGGGGUGGCCAGUGCUGGGGCACAUUUUGACCCUGGGGAAGAACCCCCACCUGGCGCUGACCAGGCUGAGCCAGCAGUAUGGGGACGUCCUGCAGAUCCGCCUCGGGUCCACCCCCGUGGUGGUGCUGAGCGGCCUGGACACCAUCCGCCAGGCCCUGGUGAAGCAAGGUGAUGAUUUCAAAGGACGGCCAGACCUGUACAGCUUCUCUCUAGUGACCAAUGGCCAGAGCAUAGCCUUUAACCCGGACUCUGGGCCCGUGUGGGCUGCCCGCCGGCGCCUGGCCCAAGAUGCCCUGAAGAGCUUUUCCAUAGCCUUGGACCCAGCCUCCACAUCUUGCUAUCUGGAGGAGCACGCAAGCAGACAGGCCAAGAGCCUCGCAGACACUUUCCAGAAGCUCACGUUAGAGUCCGGGUGCUUCGACCCCUAUGAGCAUCUGGUGCUGUCGGUGGCCCGCGUCAUCGGUGGCAUGUGCUUCGGGGGGAACUUCCCGCAGAACAGUGAGAUGGUCACCGUGGUCACCACCAGCCAGGACUUCGUGGAGGGAGCCUCUUCUGGGAAUGCCGUGGAUUUCUUUCCCAUCCUCCGCUACCUGCCCAACCCCACCCUGAAGAGGUUUAAAGACUUCAACCAGAAGUUCAUCACGUUUCUGCAGAAAACAGUCCAAGAGCAUUACCAGGACUUUGACAAGAACAACGUGCAGGACAUCACGAGCGCACUGUUCAUGCACGCGGAGAAGGAGUCCACGGCCAAGGGCGUCCCCAUCCCCCGGGAGAAGGUCAUCAACAUCAUCAACGACAUCUUUGGAGCCGGGUUUGACACCAUCACCACGGCCAUUUCCUGGGCCCUCAUGUACCUGGUGACCAGGCCUGAUGUCCAGAGGAAGAUCCACAAGGAGCUGGGUAUACACAGCUCCUUCGCCCCCUUCACCAUCCCCCACAGCACAACGAAGGACACCAUCCUGAACGGAUUCUACAUUCCCAAAGAGCGAUGCGUCUUCAUCAACCAGUGGCAGGUCAACCAUGACCCGGAGACAUGGGGGGACCCCUUUGAGUUCCGCCCAGAGCGCUUCCUCACCGAUGGGGAGACCACCUUGAACAAGCCACUGAGCGAGAAGGUCUUGCUGUUUGGCCUGGGCAAGCGCCGGUGCAUUGGGGAGAUUCCUGCCAAAUGGGAGAUGUUCCUCUUCCUGUCCACACUCCUGCACCAGCUGGAGUUCAGCCUGACGCCCGGCGUGGAGCCCGACCUCACCCCCACCUAUGGGCUCACCAUGAAAUAUGCCCGCUGCCCGCAUUUCCGGGCGCAUCCCCGCUCGGCCAAAUGAACAAGGCCCUGCGGUGCCAGGGAAAAGGGGGCACCUGUGGGGCUUGGGUUUGAUUGCUUUCCACUUGUUGAUUUUAUGGAGAUAUAAUGCUUUUCCCAUAGGUCACAUCGCCUGAAGGAUAUUCAUAAAGUAGUGUAAGCAUCUCCUUGUACCCCCAGGACCCCCAGGAUCAUUUGCAUGUCAUGACUGUCCCCACUGAUCUGCCAUCCCCCGCCCCCCACCCCCAGCUACGAAUCUUCUUCCUUUCCCUAUUGCCAAGCUUUUGAAGCAGGGAAGAAAUUAUCUAGACCAAACCCAGACGCCUCAAUAAACACCAAGCAGACA
Messenger RNA from Dipodomys ordii (Ord's kangaroo rat), 1840 nucleotides. Its product is annotated as cytochrome P450 1A2-like. Bases 59 to 1516 code for a protein of 485 amino acids. Gene Ontology annotation, biological process: progesterone metabolic process; hormone biosynthetic process. The record is from RefSeq and is a predicted model, not a curated record. Lineage: Eukaryota; Metazoa; Chordata; Mammalia; Rodentia; Heteromyidae. The transcript has 7 exons. Gene Ontology annotation, molecular function: heme binding; steroid 17-alpha-monooxygenase activity; oxidoreductase activity, acting on paired donors, with incorporation or reduction of molecular oxygen, reduced flavin or flavoprotein as one donor, and incorporation of one atom of oxygen.